Messenger RNA from Erinaceus europaeus (western European hedgehog), 1055 nucleotides. RefSeq names its product ORMDL sphingolipid biosynthesis regulator 2 (gene ORMDL2). Gene Ontology annotation, biological process: intracellular sphingolipid homeostasis; ceramide metabolic process; negative regulation of ceramide biosynthetic process. The transcript has 5 exons. Lineage: Eukaryota; Metazoa; Chordata; Mammalia; Eulipotyphla; Erinaceidae. Gene Ontology annotation, cellular component: endoplasmic reticulum membrane. The coding region runs from base 252 to 713 and encodes 153 amino acids. The record is from RefSeq and is a predicted model, not a curated record.
AUUCAGCCCCACCAAUAGGAAGGCCGCAGAUGGGCUCGGACAGCUGCUUCCUGGAGACCGCAGGUGUGGAAGCGAGUCCCGCGCCCCUAACCCCACGGCCUUCAAGAAACUAGCAGGCAGUAAGAAGUAGGACAAGCCCCUGAGGCUUCGCUCAUCUUCCGCGGUGCCUUGAUCAUUACCCAUGACCCUCUUCUGGAAUUCUGAGUGUCUGAUUCCACACUAAUGAUUACUUAAAACUUAUUUCAGGAAAGAUGAAUGUGGGGGUGGCACACAGCGAAGUAAACCCCAACACUCGAGUGAUGAACAGCCGGGGCAUCUGGCUGGCCUAUGUCAUCUUGGUGGGACUGCUGCACGUGAUCCUACUCAGCAUCCCCUUCAUCAGCAUUCCUGUUGUCUGGACCCUGACCAACGUCAUACAUAACUUGGCUAUGUAUGUCUUCCUACAUACAGUGAAAGGGACACCCUUUGAGACCCCUGACCAAGGAAAAUCUCGGCUACUGACACACUGGGAACAGAUGGACUAUGGGCUCCAAUUUACUUCUUCACGCAAAUUCCUCAGCAUUUCUCCUAUUGUGCUCUACAUCCUGGCCAGCUUCUACACCAAGUACGAUGCUGCUCACUUCUUCAUCAACACAGCUUCAUUGCUCAGUGUACUGCUACCUAAGUUGCCCCAAUUUCAUGGGGUUCGUGUUUUUGGCAUCAACAAAUACUAAGGGACUGGAGACAAUGUUGAGACAAAGGGCUGUAACAUACUGGCUUCUCUACAAAAUCUUCUGUGUUCUGAAAGCCUGAGAACUAAAUAUACCACCUUUCCCAAACUCCAAGAAAGAGAACAGAUUCACAAAUGGGGCUCCCUGGCCUUAGGCACCCUAAGAGCAAGUUUCUCUGACUUAAGUAAAAUAGUUGAGAUAACGGCUAAAUCAUUUCACAGCAGGAAGCCAUGGUUGGGCAGCUUAUUUAGUGAUUAAAUUUUUCCAUUAUCUUCCUUCCCACCACCUUCCAGCUCUGGUUUGCUAUUUUCCUUAUAAUAAAGUUUUUUUGUUUUUUUUUUUCCA